Molecule: messenger RNA, 1788 nt
Organism: Metarhizium brunneum ARSEF 3297
Lineage: Eukaryota; Fungi; Ascomycota; Sordariomycetes; Hypocreales; Clavicipitaceae
Source: RefSeq, a predicted model, not a curated record
AUGGCUCUCUUGCGUCGUCUGACCCAAUUGCUGGCCCUUUGCCACGGUGGGUUUGCAUCGAAACCCAAGGCCAAUUGUUCCUGCACCAACAGCCCCCAACACCGAGAUUGUUGGCGCCAGGGCUUCAACAUACAUUCGGACCCUGACAAGGUCGUACCAAAAGGACGCUUGAGGGAGUACGAACUUACCGUCACCCAAGAGUUGAUUGCCCCAGACGGAUACUUGGUCAAGGGGACAGUGUUCAAUGGCCAAUACCCUGGUCCACUGAUCGAGGCCGACUGGGGCGAUACCCUUCGCAUUACCGUGCACAAUAACUUGACCAACUUUAAUGGAACGGGGGUUCACUGGCACGGUAUCCGACAAUCCGAGACUGUCUGGCUGGAUGGUGUGCCUGGUGUGACGCAAUGCCCCUCAAAGCCCGGAUCUUCGCAAACGUAUGAGUUUCGGGCCAUGCAAUACGGUACCUCGUGGUAUCACUCGCACUUUAGUUUGCAGUGGCCACUUGUAAUCCACGGCCCGUCGAGCGCGAAUUGGGAUGUCGACCUUGGGCCCUGGCUGCUGUCUGACUGGUAUCACGACGACGCCUUCAAGCUCUAUUAUUACGAGAUCUUUACACCCCGGGCCGCGAUCCCGAAUUCCAUGGUUCUAAAUGGCAAAGGACUGUACGACUGUGACCCGAAGAACGACACCAGAUGCACGGGCAAGAAGGAUUUUUUCGAGGUGACGCUUGAACGCGGCACCAAGUACAAAAUCGGCCUGACUCACACGGGUACUCUGCUCACAGAGACGUUCUGGAUUGACGGGCACAACUUUACAGUCAUCUCCAACGACUUUGUGGCCAUUGAGCCAUAUGUGACUGACGUUAUCAACAUUGGUAUAGGCCAACGGUACGAAAUCAUUGUCGAGGCCAAUGCGAGCCUCGAGAACGGUCCCAACUUCUGGAUCCACGCACAGUACUGCAACGAGCCCGACAUAUUGGACCACCGCGUAGGCAUCGUGCGGUACGACGCCAAGAACAAAAGCGAUCCCUACACGCCCCCUCGAGCCCACCUCAAGUAUGGAUGUGCUGAUCCAGGACCAAACGAGCUGGUACCAGUCGUGCCAAUGCAGGUUGGUCGACGGGUGAACAACAUGGAGCCCAGCGAAUACCUCAAGAUAGGGCUGCAGGGCUGGCCCAACGCCAGUGACCCGAACUCCCUGAUUCACAAAUGGGUUUUGCGCCACACGCCCAUGUAUCUCGACUGGCGGGAGCCGAGUCUGAAGAAGCUGGCUCUGAACACCGGCAACGCGUCGUUGUUCACACCCGAGACGGAGCCCAUCUAUCUCGACUAUGAGACGGGCGAGUGGGUGUACUUUGUCAUCACGAGCAACUAUACCCUGGAGGGCGUCGACCCGCCACGGACGAUUCCUCAGUCGGUGCAUCCGAUGCAUCUACACGGACAUGACUUAUUGGUGCUCGCCCAGGGACAAGGUCCCUUCACCGAGGACGUUGUGCCCAAGCUCGACAACCCGCCUCGUCGGGACGUGGCCAAUUGCCCGAUAGACGGGUAUCUGUGGAUUGCGUUCCGCAUCGACAACCCGGGCGCCUGGCUGAUGCAUUGCCAUAUUGCGUGGCAUGCCAGCGAUGGCUUGUCGAUCCAGUUCCUCGAGCAGCCCGGCAAGAUUAAGGGGCUGAUGGAGAAGGCGGGCGUGAUGCCCGAGUUUUCGCAGCGCUGCGAGGAAUGGACCGAGUGGUACGAGAACAAUAAUAUGGUGCAUGAGGCAGAGCAGGAUGAUUCGGGAAUUUAG